Wallemia mellicola CBS 633.66 is the source of this 351-nucleotide messenger RNA. Its product is annotated as ankyrin. The annotation marks the transcript as partial. Gene Ontology annotation, molecular function: protein binding. NCBI's taxonomy places the organism in Eukaryota, Fungi, Basidiomycota, Wallemiomycetes, Wallemiales, Wallemiaceae. The transcript is spliced from 4 exons. Gene Ontology annotation, cellular component: nucleus; cytoplasm. The record is from RefSeq and is a predicted model, not a curated record.
CUCUCUCAUGGUGCAGACGUCAACGUUAAAGACAGAGCGAAUCAGCAUCCAUUACACCGUGCGGCAACUAUCGGAAACAACAACCUUGUUAAGCUACUUAUAAACCCAGACGAUGGUAAAGAACGCGCGAAAACGAGGUUAAACACUUCUGAUAGAAUAGGUAAUACGCCAUUACAUUUAGCUAUUGAAUCUGGACAUGCGGCGACGGCCGUUUUAUUAAUUGAAGCGGGUGCAGACAGAGAAAGGCAAAACUACGAUCAGCAAACACCAGAAGAAAUUGAAGGAGUAGGGGGACAAGAACACAGAAGGCUAUUAGAAUAUAUAAAAAAUGCAUGUGGUCCUAGAACUUAA